AUGGAGCGGCGCCGGGGCUGAGCCGGGCGCGCACGGGCUGCCGCAUGUGCCGCGCGGGGAGCGGCUGCAGAGCGGGCGGAGAGCGAACACGAGAGGCCCCGUCGGAGCGGCAGCCGGAGCAGCGCCGGAGAUGGGAGAACAGCCCAUCUUCACCACCCGAGCCCACGUUUUCCAGAUCGACCCCAACACCAAGAAGAACUGGGUGCCUGCGAGCAAGCAGGCCGUCACAGUCUCCUACUUCUACGAUGUCACAAGGAACAGCUAUCGGAUCAUCAGUGUGGAUGGAGCCAAGGUGAUCAUAAACAGCACAAUCACACCCAAUAUGACUUUCACCAAAACAUCGCAGAAAUUUGGGCAGUGGGCCGACAGCAGAGCCAACACGGUGUUUGGUUUGGGGUUCUCCUCGGAGCAGCAGCUGACAAAGUUUGCAGAGAAAUUCCAGGAGGUGAAAGAAGCUGCCAGACUAGCCAGAGACAAAUCUCAGGAGAAAAUCGAGACCUCGAGCAAUCAUUCCCAAGCAUCCAGCAUCAACGGAACGGACGAUGAAAAGGCAUCUUCAGCGGGUCCUGCCAACACACACCUCAAGUCUGAGAACAACAAGCUGAAGAUCGCUCUGACACAGAGCGCUGCCAACGUGAAGAAAUGGGAGAUCGAGCUGCAGACCCUGCGGGAGAGCAACGCCCGGCUGACCACGGCACUACAGGACUCGUCGGCCAGCGUGGAGCAGUGGAAGAGGCAGUUCGCCCUCUGCCACGACGAGAAUGACCGGCUCCGGAACAAGAUUGACGAGCUGGAAGAGCAGUGCAGCGAGAUAAACAGAGAGAAGGAGAAGAAUACCCAGUUGAAGAGAAGAAUUGAGGAGCUGGAGUUGGAACUCCGAGAAAAGGAGACGGAGUUGACAGACCUCCGAAAACAAAGUGAAAUCAUACCUCAGCUCAUGUCAGAGUGUGAAUACGUCUCUGAGAAGUUAGAGGCGGCAGAGAGAGACAAUCAGAACCUGGAAGACAAAGUGCGCUCCCUGAAGACGGACAUGGAGGAGAGCAAGUACCGCCAGCGCCACCUGAAGGUGGAGCUGAAGAGCUUCUUGGAGGUGCUGGACGGGAAGAUCGAUGACCUGCACAACUUCCGCCGGGGCCUCUCCAAGCUGGGCGCCGACAACUAGGGCUGCGCGUGAGUCCCCAGGGUGUGUGUGACACAGAGUAGCACUAGGACGUCCUCCCGUUCACGUGGCUUCUGUAAAUGCAGGCGCGGUUUGUCACGUUUCCAAACCAGGGGUGCCGUCCACUCUCUCCUCUCCAGAAUAGAAACCUCCCCUUGCUUCUCUGGCCUUGCGAGGUCAUGGACAACUGGACGAUUCUGACUCAGGAAUCCAGAACUAGGUCUACCUUAAACAUUUACGCAGUCAGGGCAGGGAUGUUUAUAACUUUCUUAAGGGCUGUUGCAACCAUAUGAACUGGAAAAGUAUUUUCUAAUUCAAGUAUGAAUACCCUUUCCAACUCCUGUUUUUUUGAGUAGCGUUCAGAGUGUUCGAAUGUUCACCAGGCACCAAUGCGUGGGGCGUGGUGAUAGCAGUUUUCCUCUCAGUAUAUACAGAGAUGCUUUAAAGCAACCACUGAGUAGAGACUUGUCCCAAGAGAGAAAACGCACUUCUGGUGGAGGCGUUUUCUGGCAGGGGAAUCGCCUGCAUCCACUCCGCCCACUUCCACCCGCCCCCAGUUUGUAGGGUUGCGACAAUGUUCCUUUUCUUGGUUUUAAUUUCUGAGCAGGUUACUGUGCUGUGGGGACAGCAUGCAGCGAGGGUGCCUAGCACAGUGCCUGGCACAAAGUAGGUGCUUAAUAAAUAUUUGUUCAUUUAAACGUAUAAACAGAAUUUAGUGUUUUCAUCACAUCCUCAUCAAGCCCCUGUUGGACAGUCCACCGUCCUGGUGCACUGGGUUGUUAUCAGGCAUGUAUGUGACUUUGUGGACAGACUCGUGGGUUGGCUCAGGUGGCCCUGGGGCCAGGAGGGUGGCGGUGGAAGCAGCAGGAGCUGGUCUGAGGCCCCCCCCACCAGCAGCCCAUCCAUGGUGCUCUGCCCCUGGGGGCCUCUGACACUGAGAUCACCCUUCCUUUCCAGGAGUGAGGCCUGUGGCCUAGGGAUUCUAGGACCACUGACUGUCCCUGGUAUAGGGGCUGCCCAGGGCUUGGGAUCUAGGGUGGGAUCCUCUGUUGGGUUUAGACAAUUGAAAAAGAAAUCACACAGGCCUGUGAGGGAAGGAGUGGGCUCAAAGUAGCUGAGCCUUGGCCUUAGAGGAGUUCUGCCCAGGUCUGCCUCCCCCUGUUCCUGCUAAGGAAGGGACCAGAGCCAUGGACCUCUUCUCUCUUACUGAGUUUCUCAGUGGGGCCAGUGGACAUUUCAUUUGCCCCAUGCAUGGCAAGAUGGUCUGAAUCCCUGGCCGUCGGCAUUUCUAAAUCCCUUUGAAGGAGGGGGAGGCUUUGCCGCCCCCUUACCUGCUUUGAGGACCACUAAGAGAACUUCCCCCUCUAGAAGGAUUUUCUCACGCAUUAGAAUUGCUCCCUGCUGAAUUGUUCAGAUAAACAAUAAAAUAGCCUGAGGAGGUGGGUAGGGUACACACGGAUGUGACCCGGGCCCCAGGGUGACUUUACAAGUCCUGCUGCUCUCUUUCGUGUAGCUGAGACCAUCUCCCUGAGCAGGGAGGUCUUCUUUAGGAUGGGGAAAGCACCAGGACAUGUAGGGGAGACCCGCAGGCUGAGUGGGGCAGCUCUGGUGGAGUUCACUGGGCUGGUGGCAGAUGGAAAUGGAAAGCGUGGUCAGCCCUCCUGCUGAUUUGUGACUGGGCGCUGCUGGCCCUGCCCUUUCCCUGGAGCUCCAGAUGGCUCUCAGGACAGUGGUCGCAGCUCUACUGACCUGGAGAUCAGAGAGCUGGGCUGGCCGUGAGUUGGCCUUGUGGCCCAGCAGGGGCUCAAGAGGAUUCUUCUCAGGCUAGGCCAGUCCACCUGCCCAGGAGCAGCAGACACUGGCAUUCUGAAACCUCCGCUUGGGUCUUCUGAUGCCCACCACCCCUGUCUAUGCGGCAGCUUAUUCAUCCAGAAGGAGCUGUCUUGACUGACUGGACAUGCUCAGGUGACGUAUUCAUCCGAGGAUAGAGUUGUCAAAGCUGCUUGCACAUUCCGGGCAGUGACUGGAGAAACUAGUGGCAGCAGUAGAGCCAUUACCACGGUGGGCUGCUGUGUCCCUGUGCAGUUGAGACCCAUGACCCCCGCUCACCAACCGUGGAAGAGUUUGGUGAGCGCUUGUAGGCAGUAGGUGAGGAGCUGAGAGCCCCACGCUAUGUGGCCCCAGCCAGCUUUACACCAUGCAGCCCCGGAGCUAAGAGCAGUAGGGGCUCCUCUAAAGGAGAAGCUAAGUUGGGCUCAGCAGGGAAAGCACACCUUUACAAAA
Messenger RNA from Globicephala melas (long-finned pilot whale), 3442 nucleotides. It is a transcript of the gene HOMER2, whose product is annotated as homer scaffold protein 2. The record is from RefSeq and is a predicted model, not a curated record. Gene Ontology annotation, cellular component: cytoplasm; dendrite; plasma membrane. Gene Ontology annotation, molecular function: G protein-coupled glutamate receptor binding. Lineage: Eukaryota; Metazoa; Chordata; Mammalia; Artiodactyla; Delphinidae. Gene Ontology annotation, biological process: regulation of store-operated calcium entry; G protein-coupled glutamate receptor signaling pathway.